Molecule: messenger RNA, 1322 nt
Organism: Cicer arietinum (chickpea)
Lineage: Eukaryota; Viridiplantae; Streptophyta; Magnoliopsida; Fabales; Fabaceae
Product: heavy metal-associated isoprenylated plant protein 8-like
Molecular function (GO): metal ion binding
Source: RefSeq, a predicted model, not a curated record
UAUGACAUGCUGACUCACCUAUGGUCCUUCCAAUGUGUAUUCUUCAUAAACGGCCCACCUCAUAUAUUUUCAAAUUUUCCACCUUAAUUUAAUGUUCUUCUCCCUCAUUCACCCACUAGAUAAACAACCAUACACAAAAAUUAGAUAUUCAUUCAUUUAUAUCAAUUUGUAGUUUAUCACACUCUACUGUUGCCACCAAAAUUUCUAAGCAAAAUGAGUGAAGAGAACAAGGAAGAAGAAAAGAAAGAAGAAACCAAAGAGGAAAAGAAGGAAGAAGAGAAAAAGGAGGAAAAUAAAGAUGAAGAACCUCCAGAGAUUGUACUCAAGGUUGAUAUGCAUUGUGAAGCUUGUGCAAGGAAAGUUGCAAAAGCAUUGAAAGGAUUUGAGGGAGUGGAGGAGGUGACUGCAGAUAGCAAGGGCAGCAAAGUGGUAGUGAAAGGAAAGGCAGCAGACCCCAUAAAGGUGCUUGAAAGACUACAAAAGAAAAGUGGCAAGAAAGUGGAGCUUAUUUCACCUUUGCCUAAACCUCCAGAGGAUAAAAAAGAAGAAGAAAUCAAACCACCACAGCCAGAGGAGAAAAAGGAUGAGGCUCCUGCAGUGGUAACAAUAAUUCUGAAAAUUCGAAUGCAUUGUGAAGCAUGUGCUCAAGUUAUACAGAAGAGAAUCCGUAAGAUAAAAGGAGUAGAAUCAGUGGAAACAGAUUUGGUAAAUGACCAAGCUAUAGUAAAAGGUGUGAUUGAGCCAGAAAAGCUUGUUGAUGAAGUCAACAGAAGGACAAAAAAGCAAGCUUCUAUUGUGAAGGAGGAAGAAAAGAAAGGAGAAGAGAAGAAAGAAGAGGAGAAAAAGGAAGAGAAAAAAGAAGGAGGAGAAGAGAAAAAAGAAGGUGAAGAAAACAAUGUAGAAGAAGAUGAUAAUAAAACUGACAUCAAGCGUAGUGAAUAUUGGCCAUCAAAAUACUAUGUUGACUAUGCUUAUGCACCUGAAAUAUUCAGUGAUGAGAACCCAAAUGCUUGCUCUGUUAUGUAGACAAGUUAUUUGUACUACCUAUGUUUUUUUAGUAGUUUAUUAGAUUAAGUAAAUUUUCUUUAUGCUAUGUUUUGAGCUGGUAACACAGCAUAUAUAGUGGUGAAUAUUCUUAGUUCUUGUGUUCAUGAGCUUUCCAUGUAUUUCACUGCCAAAGGAUGGAAGAAUAUCACUUAUGUUGGUGUGUAUGUGUUAAAAAUGUAGUAUUAUUGAAUUGAAUUUUGGUUACAAUUUAUGUACCUAUAAUAAUAAUGUUGACAUUAAUAAAUAUCAAGUCUUCAAUAUUGACGUUUAAUAAA